This is a messenger RNA of Osmerus eperlanus (European smelt), 3266 nucleotides long. RefSeq names its product BTB (POZ) domain containing 6b (gene btbd6b). The transcript has 4 exons. Gene Ontology annotation, molecular function: protein binding. Gene Ontology annotation, biological process: neurogenesis. The record is from RefSeq and is a predicted model, not a curated record. Lineage: Eukaryota; Metazoa; Chordata; Actinopteri; Osmeriformes; Osmeridae. Bases 1215 to 2822 code for a protein of 535 amino acids. Gene Ontology annotation, cellular component: cytosol.
GGAUCUAAAUGCUUAAGAUCCUGACGCUAUGUUGACACCACUUCGAAUGAACAGCCUGUAGCCUACGAUUUGGAAGUCAGCGUAUUUUUACUAUGGUCUAUUGGCUGUUUCACCUUUCUCUAAAUUCAUUGGAAACAUAGUCUUGCGCAAAUUUAACAUAACUGCAGAAACACGAAAGCCAGAGUUGCCUGGGUAAUGUCUUUAUUCAAUUCGCAUGAACGUGUGUAGGCUACUUCGUUGCAGAUGUACACGGCACUGCAUCUAUUUGGCGAGCCGUAGUACUCUUUGUAAAUAGAAAAAAAGUGUCGCUAUUAAAUAAGAUGUUUGGUGUCGUUUCCUAUACAUAUAUUUCAUACUCCUGUUAAUUAUGCUGCAAGUAAUAGUACUACAUUGUAGUUUCAAGUAACUUCGCCAGUGGGCUUUCUGGCUUUCCGACCUAUGUAUACAAACCCCCUAUUUCUCCAAAUUUCUAACUCAUUCGUGCAAAUAACACAGAUCUGAUUAGCAUGUAUGCAUGGCCUACUGUUAAUUGUUAACAUUGUGCGUGCUAUUUGGGGGCAAUUUGGAGUAAUGACGUUUACGGUUGUCAACAAUUCUGCAAGGGUUAAAGGCAGCCCGUAUCCGUCUCCAUACAUUUUGUAGAGGGAAUAGAGAUCAGCUGUGGGAGGUGCCUCACGGCUACUGACGUGCAAAGCCCAAAUGACUCUGAUUUGUCAAUAUGGAACUGGGCGUUAGCUUUUGGUAGACAAAACUCCUGCAUCUACAAUUAUAUGGUUAAAAAUCUUCCAAGCUACUCCAGGAGUACGAAUGGGAUAGCCUACAUCGUGAACGACAAUUUAAUUCCACGUUCCUUUGCCUUUGGAAAUAACAUAUGAGACAUUGUAGCUAUUGUGGAGGCUUUUGUAACACUUUUUAACUGAGGUAGUUUAUUACACUGAUAUGGGAGUAAAGUGAAUUUUCGUAUACAUCCAGGAUGCGAUGGAAAAGAGGAGAUUGUAACUGCUUUGGAAUUAUUCAACUGGACGGAUACUUUGAUGUUGCUGUGCAAAUAUUUUCAGGGUGUGUAGGAGUUUGAUUUACGGCCCACUAGUUCAUCACACUAAUUACACUACUACCGUAAGGCACUGUGGGAAUAAUUGUUUAAAUCUAUUGCGAGCAAUUUUUAUGUAGUCUACAUCAACUUGUGAAUCGGUUGCCAGGUGAUUGGCUCGCUGAUGCCAGCACCCCCGGAUUGCCUUUAUGGCCGGAUCAUGAAGUUUUUGACAUUUUUCCUUUUGCUUCCAGAAACCUUGAAAAGGACCAAAAAGGGUGGGAAGCAGUCCGGCAAGCUGCCAGUAUGCUAUGAAAUUGUGACUUUGUCCUUGAAGAAGAAGAUGGCUGCAGAACUGUACCCUGCCAGCAUCAACACCAACCUCCCGAACAGCAACGACGCCGCAGUGACUGCUGCCAGCAAAAAAAGCAUCGUCCAGGUCACCCAAACGGUGACCGUACCGACUACGACUGCUACCCAGCAGAAUAUCAACAACAACAACGUUGAGACUAGCAGCUGGCAGUCAACUCACCCGACAUUGCGAGAAAGGAAUGCCUUGAUGUUCAAUAACGAACACAUGGCAGAUGUACAUUUCAUUGUGGGUCCUCCUGGCGAAUCACAGAAAGUUCCAGCUCACAAGUAUGUAUUGGCUGUGGGAAGCUCCGUUUUUGGUGCCAUGUUUUAUGGCGACCUAGCGGAAGGGGAGUCUGAGAUUCAUAUUCCAGAUGUGGAGCCUGCUGCUUUCUUAAUUCUCUUAAAGUAUAUGUACAGCGACGAGAUUGAACUGGAGGCGGACACGGUGCUGGCCACCCUGUACGCCGCCAAGAAGUACAUCGUGCCUGCCCUGGCCAAGGCCUGCGUCACCUUCCUGGAGACCAGCCUGGAGGCCAAGAACGCCUGCGUGCUGCUCUCCCAGAGCCGCCUCUUCGAGGAGCCCGACCUGACGCAGCGCUGCUGGGAGGUGAUCGACGCCCAGGCGGAGCUGGCGCUGCGCUCCGACGGCUUCUGCGAGAUCGACCUGCAGACCCUGGAGAUCAUCCUGCGCCGGGAGACCCUCAACACGCGCGAGGCUGUGGUCUUCCAGGCUGUGCUGGACUGGGCCGUGGCCGAGUGCCGGAGGCAAGGGCUGGGGGCCACGGCGCGCAACAAGCGGGCCGUGCUGGGCAAGGCGCUGUACAUGGUGCGCAUUCCCACCAUGACGCUGGAGGAGUUUGCCGACGGGGCGGCCCAGUCGGACGUCCUGACCCUGGAGGAGACGCACAACGUCUUCCUGUGGUACACGGCCGCCAACAAGCCCAAGCUGGACUUCCCCCUGGCGCAGAGGACGGGCCUGGCCCCGCAGAGGUGCCACCGCUUCCAGUCGUCCGCCUACCGGAGCAACCAGUGGCGCUACCGGGGCCGCUGCGACAGCAUCCAGUUUGCGGUGGACAAGCGGAUCUUCAUCGCCGGGCUGGGCCUGUACGGCUCGAGCGGCGGGAAGGCCGAGUACAGCGUCAAGAUCGAACUGAAGCGCCAGGGGACCACCUUGGCGCAGAACCUGACCACAUUCGUGUCGGACGGUUCCAGCAGCACGUUCUCGGUGUGGUUCGAGCACCCCGUCCAAGUGGAACAGGACGCUUUCUACACGGUCAGUGCCGUGCUGGAUGGGAACGAGCUGAGCUACUUUGGACAGGAAGGCAUGACGGAGGUGCAGUGUGGGAAGGUGACCUUCCAGUUCCAGUGCUCCUCAGACAGCACCAAUGGCACGGGAGUGCAAGGGGGCCAGAUCCCCGAACUUGUCUUCUAUGCAUGAGCCAUAGUUCCACUUCACCAACAUCCAUGCAGAAGUGCAUUUUGCCACUGGAUUUGACCUACUGGGAGGGUAGCUGGAGGGUCCGAAACAAGUUCUUGCCUUCUUCGACAAUGUAGCAAUGGGAUAUGACGUAAACACAGAAGGCUUCUAAGACCUUUGACAUGUUUUGAGGGACGGAAUGCUCUUCAGUUCUAUUUAUUGAAUAUAUAAAAGUCCUAUGAUUUAACUGUUGUUGCUGCGAUGUGCAGCCUCGCUUGUACUGUAUAUAUACAAGAUAGUUGUAUUGCACUUCUACUGGCCCACUUCAAUUUGUGUGUUGUGUUUUGUACAUACAUUGAGGCAAGCUUGUUUACAGCUUGAGGCUGGCUGACAAAUGACAUGUAUCUUGUAUUAGUUGCGCAGCUUUAUGGAACUGCUGAACAUAAACACAUUUUGUGACUGAAA